CCUCAUCGGCCCCCGUAGACGCUGAGGCGGCCCCCGUAGACGCUGAGGCGGCCGGAACAAGUUUGGCCCCAUCGGCCCCCGUAGACGCUGAGGCGGCCGGAACUAGUUUGGCCUCACCGGCCCCCGUAGAUUCUGAGGCGGCCGGAACAAGUUUGGCCCCAUCGGCCCCCGUAAACGCUGAGGAGGCCGGAACUAGUUUGGCCCCAUCGGCCCCCGUAGACGCUGAGGCGGCCGGAACUAGUUUGGCCUCACCGGCCCCCGUAGAUUCUGAGGCGGCCGGAACAAAUUUGGCCCCAUCGGCCCCCGUAGAUUCUGAGGCGGCCGGAAUAAGUUUGGCCCCAUCGGCCCCCGUAAACGCUGAGGAGGCCGGAACUAGUUUGGCCCCACCGGCCCCCGUAGACGCUGAGGCGGCCGGAACUGGUUUGUCCUCGCCGGCCGCCGUCGUGGUCCCUGAGGCAGAAGGCCGGCGGCCAUAAUGGAGGUCAACCCGCCCAAGCAGGAGCACCUGCUGGCGCUCAAAGUGAUGAGGUUAACCAAGCCCACGCUUUUCACCAAUAUCCCAGUGACCUGCGAAGACAAAGACCUGCCAGGCGACCUCUUCGAUCGCCUCAUGAGAGACGACCCUUCCACCGUCGCCGGGGCCGAGAUCCUCACGCUGGGCGAGAUGCUCACGUUGCCGCAGAACUUCGGAAACAUCUUCCUGGGAGAGACCUUUUCCAGCUACAUCAGCGUCCACAACGACAGCAGCCAGAUGGUCAAAGACAUCCUGGUCAAGGCCGACCUGCAGACGAGCUCCCAGCGUCUAAACCUUUCAGCGUCCAGUUCUGCCGUGGCCGAGCUCAGACCGGACUGCUGCAUCGACGACGUCAUCCACCACGAAGUGAAAGAAAUCGGGACGCACAUCCUGGUCUGUGCGGUCAGCUACACCACGCAGAGCGGAGAGAAGAUGUACUUCAGGAAGUUCUUCAAGUUCCAGGUUCUCAAGCCCCUGGAUGUGAAAACCAAAUUUUACAACGCCGAGAGCGACCUCAGUUCUGUGACCGACGAGGUUUUCCUCGAAGCUCAAAUCCAGAACAUCACCACGUCGCCCAUGUUCAUGGAGAAGGUCUCCCUGGAGCCUUCCGUCAUGUACAACGUCACCGAGCUGAACGCCGCCAGCUUCGGCGGACGAGGGGUGUCGACGUUCGGGGCCAGGACGUAUCUGCAGCCCUCGGACACGCGCCAGUAUCUCUACUGCCUGAAACCCAAGCAGGAGUUCGCCGAAAAGGCCGGCGUCAUCAAGGGCGUCACGGUCAUCGGGAAGCUGGACAUCGUGUGGAAGACCAACCUGGGAGAGCGGGGAAGGCUUCAGACCAGCCAGCUCCAGAGGAUGGCCCCGGGCUACGGCGACGUGCGGCUGUCCCUGGAGACCGUACCGGACACGGUCACCCUGGAAGAGCCGUUCCACAUCACUUGCAAAAUAACCAACUGCAGCGGCGAGAGGACCAUGGACCUGGUCUUGGAAAUGUGCAACACCCAGUCCAUCCACUGGUGCGGGGUCUCCGGGCGGCAGCUGGGCAAGCUGAGUCCCAACUCGUCGCUCCACCUGGCCCUCACCCUCCUGUCCUCCGUGCAGGGUUUGCAGAGCGUCUCCGGGCUGAGGCUGACCGACACGUUCCUCAAGAGAACCUACGAAUACGACGACAUCGCGCAGGUCUGCGUGGUGUCCUCGACCGUGCGGGUGGAAGGCUGAGGCCGCCUCCGCCGAGCCUCCGGGACCGACCGCCCGCCGGACGCCACGGGGCCCGCGGCGGUCCGACGGAGCGGGCUC
Molecule: messenger RNA, 1810 nt
Organism: Ornithorhynchus anatinus (platypus)
Lineage: Eukaryota; Metazoa; Chordata; Mammalia; Monotremata; Ornithorhynchidae
Gene: TRAPPC13
Product: trafficking protein particle complex subunit 13
Exons: 13
Coding region: 476-1732 (418 amino acids)
Cellular component (GO): TRAPPIII protein complex
Source: RefSeq, a predicted model, not a curated record